AUGCAGUGGUUGGGCAUGUUGAUCCCGAUCUGGGCCGUAAUCGACCUUAUCAUCCUCGUUGCAGUGCAUCGACCACCUAAUCCCGCGGCCUUCUGGGUAGCCGUCACGUUCUUGCACAUAGUGCUUGAUCUCAUCGGUGUUCCUUGUGCGCUCAUCUACAUCGGGCCCCUCGCCUACCAGUCGUGCCCCGGCAUCACCGUGGCGGGCUUCUUGGCAUGCUCUGGCGUCCACGCCUUGGUGGCCCUGGCGUGGCCGGGCGCCUACAUCGGGGGCGCGCUUCAUCUUGGAUGCGCUGCGCUGCUGUCAAUGGGCUGGCUCCGCUGCCAGCAGUCGAUCCAUAGCGAAAUCUGCUUCGGUGGGGGAUUAGUGUAUAUGACACCUUACAUCCGGGCUUCAAAGCCUCGGGCGUACCGCUACGGCUAA
Molecule: messenger RNA, 423 nt
Organism: Parascedosporium putredinis
Lineage: Eukaryota; Fungi; Ascomycota; Sordariomycetes; Microascales; Microascaceae
Source: the annotation of a GenBank genome assembly